Molecule: messenger RNA, 2715 nt
Organism: Tricharina praecox
Lineage: Eukaryota; Fungi; Ascomycota; Pezizomycetes; Pezizales; Pyronemataceae
Exons: 2
Coding region: 70-2346 (758 amino acids)
Source: RefSeq, a predicted model, not a curated record
CGGCUUACCCCGCCACCGGAACGGUUGGGAGGAUAGCCAUCUAGAUCCCCCAAAUAACUACAAUCAUCAAUGUCGCAACUACAACGUCCGGACUUUCCGCCAUUCAUUUUCCCAAAUGUCACUCUCUCCACCACUGCUGGCCGACUUCCCUUCGCUUCCUAUCCCGCUCGUAUCGGAUGGUCUAUCAUCGCAGGUUCCUGGACCACCAAAGCUGGAACCCUCCCCACGCAGGCGCAAUUGGUCGGCUUCUUUCAGUCGUGGCUCUUUUUCGGUGCGAUCAGCGAGCUGUGCGAUAUCUUCCGCCUCGACAUCGAUAUCGAUAAAGAAUUCAUCUCCCCCGGUACUAACGGUAGACUGCUCUCCACCGAGCCGUUAAACGUGCUUCGCGAACGACUUUGCAGAGCGCGCAGCCAACUGGAUCCUGCAGGGGCGCGGGAAAGAGACAGAAGGCUCGCUGAAUGUCGCUCGACCAUCGACCACGAACUCGGCAAGAAGGGUCCGGACCCGAGUUCUCGCUGUAUUGACAAGCGGAAGACGGUGAAUCUGGAGUUCGGCCGUGCCUAUCAGGCGGUGGCUAUCUUGCUCCGUGUCCUGGCCUUGGUGGGAGAGCCCUGCAAGCGUGUGGGAGGCAGCUUCGACUGGGCGCUGCAUUACUCGGCGUCGGCGGCCUUACCGCAGAGGGGAUGGUGCCCGUCCGAAGUUCACAUGCUCUCGAUGAACAUUGAAACCGAAGUGGCGUUCCUGGCGAGCACGCUAGAGCGUCCCUUGAUGUUCCGCAACCAUGAGGGAUGCGAUAACCAACGAUGCUUCGCGGACCAGGUGGUGGAAGAUCGCUACGAGACCGUCCACGUCCAGUUUGGAUGUCGAUGCGACUCGGUUGCAGUACAAGGGGAGGACUUGAAGGCAGUGUUGGAGCGGGGAAAGAUUCCAAAAAUCUCAUUGGCCGGGCUCAGCGAGGCCAAACAGACGUCGGAUUUGGAGAUAGUUGAGGAUGCACCAUAUCUUGCGAUAUCGCAUGUCUGGGCUCAUGGGUUGGGAAAUCCCCACGCAAAUGCCCUCCCGCGCUGCCAGCUUCUCCGCCUUCGAGGUUACGUCGAGCAGCUGGGUAUACUGCAUAAUUUUCCGCAGCCUCUUACCCUAUGGAUCGAUACGCUGUGCGUUCCUGUCCAUCCCUCGCUCCGCCAAUAUCGCAACAAAGCCAUCCAACUCCUCGCCACCACCUACAGGAAUGCCACCUUCAUGCUUGUUCUCGAUCGCGAGCUGCAGGCGGAGUCAAGCAGGAAGUCAUUCCUGGAAUUGGCCAUUCGCAUCCUGUGCUGCGGUUGGUUACGCCGUCUCUGGACACUCCAGGAAGCAAGCCUCCUUUCCGGCAGUAAAAUCCACUUCCAGAUGCGGGAGCCACAGCCGCUGAGAUGCGAUGAACUCUUAGGCUUCUUGCAGAAACCCGCGCCAUCCACCGAAAGAGAAGAAGCUUCACUCCGUUUAUACGAAUCGGUUGCUGCAUCGAUAUACAGGCGUAUCCCACCCAUCGGCGCGCUCCAAGGAAGAAAUACUUCACCCCUACAGCGAGUCGACUCGAAACUUGUCCAGAUGAUCUCGGGAGCGGUCCGGUACCGCUCCACCAGCAAAGCCGAGGACGAGGCGGUCUGCAUGGGUAGUCUUCUCGAGAUGCCUAUCGAUGAGAUACUGGCUGCCAGGACCUCGCAUGACCGUAUGGCCAGAUUCCACACACUCAUGCGACACAUCCCGGCAGAGAUGGUAUUCUCGAACAGACCCAAGCUCCCGCAGUCACCUUUCCGUUGGGCACCCAGUUCGAUGGUGAACGAUAACUUCGGUUUUUACCAACAGGACAUCCUCGGAGAGAAUACCGGUAUCUGUGAUGGCUCCGGAUUUCAUGUCCGGUAUCAUGGCAUUGUGUUAUGCGGCGGCGGUGUCACCGGCAAUACAGUGGUGCAGGAGCCAUGCAUCGUCACCGAUGCCGCGACGGGUGAAGACUACGUUCUCUUCAGCAAGAGAGUAUUUCCACCGUUUGUUCUCGGAUCCGAUAAAAACUGCCUUACGAUUUCUCCGAAAGCCGCGUUGGUACUGCAGAAGCCGGCACUGGGGCUAGUGAGGGACCUACAAGUCUUGAUUGUCGAGAUUGAGAAGACCAUCAUGGAGGGCACCCAGACUGAUCGGAAGGACAUUGAGUACGUUGUGUCGACCAUUGAUCGAGCGUUCAUCUCCCAGCGGAGCGAAUGGGUUCAGUGGGGUACACGCAAGUUGGAUAAAGUUGAUCUGCAGCAGAAGCCGGUCUUGACAUUUUCAGGGUGCAUGAAGGUUGCUCAGGCAUGGUGCUUUACUUAGAAACGAGGAACAUAUGGCGGUUAAGUAUUGGUAAUUGUGGAGGACGAUUGAGAUGGCAUGGAGAAUAGGUGACGGCAGAUAUAUUUUCGACGGCAGUGGCUGUGGAAAUGCAGGAAAAAUCACUUACAUCAACCGCUCCCGUGCUAUCGCUUCCGGAUGAAAGUGACAGAUGUUGAUGUAUCUAAGGUCUGUGAAGGAUAGGACGGUAUGGACAUAUGGCUCUGUAUGACCAUUGCGUCUCGUCGGUGGGCAGGUAACUACCACCGAAGUUUCCAAAUCGUCGUACAACGGUAACCGCGGUGGCCGUUCUCUCCGCUCAGGCUAGGCCUAUGGUGAUAUCGCUAUUGAUGGUCAAUUUCAGUGUUGCCG